This is a messenger RNA of Malania oleifera, 1635 nucleotides long. RefSeq lists its product as uncharacterized. Lineage: Eukaryota; Viridiplantae; Streptophyta; Magnoliopsida; Santalales; Ximeniaceae. The record is from RefSeq and is a predicted model, not a curated record. The coding region runs from base 611 to 1276 and encodes 221 amino acids. The transcript is spliced from 6 exons.
UUUCCUAAUACAUACUUUUUCUAAUAUAAAUCCAAGAUCUAAAACAUAUAAAAAUCUCACUCUCUCACCCUAACCCUAACGCUAACCCAGUCAGAUGAUCGAGUAGCCGAUCUGUUGGUGCCCACCACAUGCGGAAGCUGUAUAUAAUGUUGAGCUCAUCCUGGCCGAGCGUUACGGUGAUAUGUUAACAGCUCAUUAGCAAACAAUUCUAUCAAACCAGCUAAGCCUCCGAUUCAUUUUGUGCAUAUACCAAACUUGGCCUACCAUAAUUCUCGUUCCUUCUUCUUCUUCUUCUUCUUCUUCUACUUCUAAAUCUACUUCUUCUUCUUCUUCUUCUUCUUCUUCUUCUUCUUUCCUGCAACUGUUUCUUCCCAACCUAAAAGGAAAAAAGCUGAGCACUUUUUUGCAUCAGAGAAGACCAAAAGCAAAGCAGUUACAUGUCAGUUCAUCCAUCAAUCAAACCCACAUGUGCCCUUUAAUGGUGGUGGAUAGCGAUUGCGAUUGCCCCUUUCGGCACGAAACCUGCGACGCUGUGUAGAAAGUAGAAACCCCUCUGGUUUCUGCUUCCCGCUACCUGCAAUCAUUUUUUCUCCUAUAUAAAGAGGCGAAAAUGGCGGAAAUUCCAAAGCUGGAUUCGGAGUCAGAUUCAAUGAUUCCUUCUUGCGAAGUUCGUGGAUUGGAUGAGAUGGAGAACACCCAGAAGAUCUCCAUCUCUGAUCACAUAAACGGCUUUCAGUAUACAAGACCCGAAAAAUCUGACACCUUUGUUGUGGACCUCGAUGGUUUCUCCCAUGCCGUUGACAAAGACGCACCCAAAAAUUCGAGGAUCAGCUUGCAGAGAAGCUUCUCCAGAAAAGGGACUCAUCGCGGCGGCGGCGGCGGCGAGAAGAAGGCCUACUCUGGUGGCACCGCCAUUGAUAGAGACCCUAUCUCUGCUGCCCCUUCACCUAGAGCGGCAGCAUUAAGUGGGGAAAGCAUGAUGCGUGAGAAGUCUUCCAUGGUGGUGAGGUUGGGGACCGCGGCGGAGCACCAAUCAGUCAACCCGCAAGUCCACCAUCAGAUCACCAUCACCGCCGCCAACAUCGGCAACGCGGAGAGCCCACGCGUCCUCAAGAGAUGCCCCUCCCGCCGCUCUCCCUCUUCUUCUUGCUUCCUUGAUCCCCGGCGGGUUCUCUUCUUCUUUGCCACCCUGUCAAGCAUGGGAACAAUACUACUCAUAUACUUGACUCUUUCCGUGGGCAAGAUGGGUGCAGAUGAUGACAAUCUUAAUUGGUAGUGUAGACCAGAGUAGCAGAGAGAAAUGAAUAUGAACAUAGCUUUAAUGGCGUGGAGAUUGGCAGCAGUUUUGUCUGUAUCGGAGAGAGCACAGAAGAAGACGAAAAUGGGGAACACAGGAAAAGAAAUGCUAACCUACACAUUUCCAUCAUCGUGGAUGGCUUCAGGCUUACCAGUUUUCACCUUUUUCCCUUUUUUAUUUCUUUCUUUCUUUCUUUCAAGCCUUUCCUUUCCUUGUUUAUAUUUUAGCUAGAGAUGGAGACAGCGGCUCACUCACUGCACUUAUCCGUGAAGGAAUCCUGGUGUUAAUAUGUAAGGAAUUUUGGUUAAAAUAACAAGAUGGCUCUCACUCGCUGUACA